Messenger RNA from Physella acuta, 1447 nucleotides. Its product is annotated as putative ATP-dependent RNA helicase DDX47. NCBI's taxonomy places the organism in Eukaryota, Metazoa, Mollusca, Gastropoda, Physidae. Gene Ontology annotation, molecular function: ATP binding; nucleic acid binding; RNA helicase activity. The record is from RefSeq and is a predicted model, not a curated record. Gene Ontology annotation, cellular component: cytosol.
UUUCGAUAAUUACACUGACACUUUGUUUAAAAAUAUAAUCAACCUGGUCCAUGCAUGGUAAAUGAUAAACAUGAUUCAGGAAGAAAGUGAUGUUGAUGUCUCUUUUAAAGAUUUAGGAGUUGUGGAUGUACUAGCUGAAGCUUGUGAGAGGCUGAAAUGGACACGUCCAUCCAAGAUUCAGAAGGAAGCUAUUCCUCUUGCAUUAGAAGGGAAAGAUGUUAUUGGGCUGGCUGAGACUGGUUCAGGAAAAACUGGUGCGUUUGCACUGCCCAUCCUUCAGGCUCUUCUUGACAAGCCUCAGAGGUUAUUUGCCCUUGUCCUGACCCCCACAAGAGAGCUGGCCUAUCAGAUCUCCGAACAGUUUUCAGCAUUAGGUGCUACUAUCGGAAUUAAGUGUGCUGUGAUUGUUGGAGGUAUUGACAUGUUUGAUCAAGCCCUGAUGUUAGCCAAAAAGCCACAUGUUAUCAUUGCUACACCUGGAAGGCUUGUUGAUCAUUUAGAAAACACAAAAGGCUUUAGUUUGAGAUCUUUAAAAUAUUUGGUUAUGGAUGAAGCGGAUAGAAUUUUGAACAUGGAUUUUGAGCAAGAGGUGGAUAAAAUUUUAAAAGUUAUCCCUAAAGAAAGAAGGACCUUUCUGUUUUCAGCUACCAUGACUAAAAAGGUCCAAAAGCUUCAGCGUGCCUGUUUAAGUAAUCCAGCUAAAGUAGAAAUCAACAACAAAUACAAAACUGUGGACAAUUUGGUACAGAGCUACUUGUUUAUCCCUGUCAAGUAUAAGGAUGUGUACCUGGUGCAUAUACUGAACGAGUUGGCUGGGAACACAUUUAUUAUUUUCUCUAGUACAUGCAACAACACACAGAGGCUGGCUAUCAUGCUGAGGAAUCUUGGGUUUAAAGCCAUCCCACUCAAUGGGCAACUCUCACAGGAAAAAAGACUUGGAGCCUUGAAUAAAUUCAAAAGCAAAAGCAGCUCAAUUUUGAUAGCCACUGAUGUUGCAAGCAGAGGUCUUGAUAUACCUCAUGUUGACGUUGUGAUCAACUUUGAUAUCCCCACACACUCUAAAGACUACAUCCAUCGGGUGGGCAGGACAGCUAGGGCUGGAAGGGCAGGCAAAGCUAUCACAUUUGUCACUCAGUACGAAGUUGAACUGUAUAAGAGAAUUGAGGAGCUUAUUAAAAAGCAGUUGCCCCUUUAUCAAACUGAAGAAGAAGAAGUCAUGCAAUUGGUAGAAAGAGUUAGUGAAGCCCAGAGAUACACCAAAAUUGAGAUGAAAGACGCUGAAGAAAAAAGAAAAGCCGCAAAGAAAAAUAAAAGAGCGCAUGAGGAUGAUGAUACAGAAGAAUCCAGUGGUGUUAGGAAGAAAUUUAAAAAUAAAAGAAAACAUUAAUAGCCUUGUAUAAAUUUUGCUGGUUCUUUUAAUAAUAAAUUAUUGUGUACUUGUAAAUGG